Neoarius graeffei (lesser salmon catfish) is the source of this 2386-nucleotide messenger RNA. Its product is annotated as somatostatin receptor type 5. Lineage: Eukaryota; Metazoa; Chordata; Actinopteri; Siluriformes; Ariidae. The coding region runs from base 468 to 1517 and encodes 349 amino acids. The record is from RefSeq and is a predicted model, not a curated record. Gene Ontology annotation, cellular component: neuron projection; membrane. Gene Ontology annotation, biological process: cellular response to glucocorticoid stimulus; regulation of insulin secretion; neuropeptide signaling pathway. Gene Ontology annotation, molecular function: somatostatin receptor activity; neuropeptide binding. The transcript has a single exon.
GAGAGCACUUUUCAGAAGAAAAUCUUUCGUUAUGACAACAAAAGUAGUAUAACAUGGUACCCUGGAAACUACUUGACAGCAGAUUGGAGUGAGCCAGCUUAGCUUGUCAGAUAAACAAACCAGAUGGAAUAAAGCUGUCACUACCUUACUUUUCUAAGAUUUUUUUAAAUGAACACACACACACACACAAACAGAGAUAGAUGAGCACCCUGUGAACGCCGCUGGAGAGGUAUAUAAGAAUCCAUCAGGAGGGAAGAGCACCCACUUCUUUUCUCUGAAGGACUGUGUUGCACUUUCCUUUUUUCAGCUACUUUCAGUGAAGAAAAAGAGUUUUAGUUGAAAUAUAUACUCUAAAGGAUAUUGGCAUUGUUUUGGGUCAUUUUUUUACUUAGCACUUUGUUCUGAUUCUUUUAUAAAGUUAAAUUUAAAAUAACUGACCUUUAUUAAGGCUGGAAUUUCCAUGAAACAUGGCAACAUCUGAGGUUUUAAAAAUGUUUUGGGGUAAUGGCUCAGCUAUGGAUUUAAACAGCAAGACAAUUCACAGUUUUGAAGUUCCACAGGACAUUGAUGGCUUUAGUGUGAUCAUGGCUGUCCUCCAUCUCGCUGUAUGCAUCACAGGAUUGGGAGGUAACUCUGUGGUAAUCAUUGCCAUCCUCAAGCUGGAUAAAAUGGCAUCUGCCACAACUGUGUACAUCUUCAACUUGGCUUUAGCAGAUGGACUGUUUAUGGUGGGGCUCCCAUUUGUGGCUUUCCAGAACUUCCAGAACCAAUGGAUCUUUGGUGAUUUGGCCUGCAAGCUGGUAAUGGUACUGGAUGGAAUUAACCAGUUCACCAGUGUAUUCUGCCUCACGGUGAUGAGUGUGGACCGCUAUAUGUCACUAGUGAACCCCCUUCGCUUUGCACACUGGAGAACUCCAAAGCGGGCCAAAAUCAUCUCUGCAUUUCUGUGGCUCUUCUCCUUGAUUCCUGUCUUGCCCAUUGCUCUCCACUUCACUGUGCAGUAUGGCCUGUGCAUGGCCGACAUGUUUGUGGGCAAAUGGUGGAUGACUUUCCUCACAUACACUUUUGUGCUGGGCUUUGUACUGCCCUUCCUGGUGAUGAUCAUCUUCUACACAACUCUAGUGGUGACUCUGAGGAGCUCCAGGCAAUAUGACAGGAGUUCUUCCCCCUCCGAGGAAAACCAGAGGUUGGAGAAGCAGGUUACCAAGAUGGUGGUAGCAGUGGUUGUGGUCUUUGGGAUAUGCUGGCUGCCUUUCUACGUCUUCAACUUCUGCUCACUGUAUGGUACACAUAUCACACUCACCUUUGCACGUGGCUUUGAGAUUGCAGUGCUCUUGUCCUAUUCAUGGAGCUGUGCUAACCCGAUCCUGUAUGCCUGCCUAUCAGAAACCUUCAGCAGGUACUUUCGCAGUUUACUCUGCCCCUGCAUAAAACAUACCAGGAUGCACUGCAGCAGAGACACAGAGGCCUAUGACUUGCAUUACACAAAUGGGCAGGAUCUAAGUGUGCUAACUUAAUUUCAAAAUAUUUAUUUUAGUGAUUUGAAUAAAAGGUAUGUUUUCAGAUUUUUAUCUUACACAACUUUCAAAUGUUCUUGCUUGAAUUUGAUAUCAGAUAAUCUUUAUCUAUUGUGCAAAUUUCAUACUGUCCAGUAGUAGCUGCAUUCAAAUCACUUCAAAAUGCUUUAUUGCAAUAGACUGAUAAUUCUAGUGUGUGGGGAAAAAGAAAACUUGCUGGCUUGUUGCAGAACACAAUAAAUUCCAGCUGGGACAUAAAGGACAGGAUGUCUUUGUGCCUCUCUCCUGGGGUGGAAUCUCAUAUUGUAGAUUAUGUAAUUAAUUUGCCCUGUUAAUGCAUCCUGGCCCCAUGGAUGAGUGCUUCCCAGCCCACUGUGGAAAUUAGGAUGAUGUCAUUGUUGCAAUGGCGCUCAACUGGUAAUGAACACUACAAGUUGGAAUGUUUGUGCUUACAUUUGACAUGAAUGAAAUACGUGAAACAUAAGAAAAUCAUUUUGAGGCUGUUAAUGGAUUAGAUGUCCUGAGAAACACUGACAUGGUUCAUUUUGCUAUGAUAUGGUAGAUUAAAAUUUCUGACACAAGGUAUGACUUCAUUUUAGUGACUACAUUAAUCUUCCUUGUUUGGAGAGGAAACAUGAUUUGCAUUAUCCUAUUUUUCUGUUUUCAUAGUUCCUGCUCUGUCUUUAUUGUGUUAUUUUAUAACAAAAAGUUUUUAUGCCAUGGAAACAGCUUAUGUAUUAUAGCUUUUAUUACUCAUGUAAACAUUGUCUAGCUGUGAUUACAUCAUGUAGCCAGUAACAAAAUACUGGCAAAUUGCAUCAGAGUAACCACACAUCACAAUAUUGUAUGGUAAACUUUAAUAAAUGAUA